Messenger RNA from Diversispora eburnea, 768 nucleotides. NCBI's taxonomy places the organism in Eukaryota, Fungi, Glomeromycota, Glomeromycetes, Diversisporales, Diversisporaceae. The record is from the annotation of a GenBank genome assembly.
AUGAAUCAAAAAAUUUGGUGUCAAAAAUGUGAAAAGGAUAUUCCAUGUAAAAACUGUCAGAAAGAAAUGGUGAAAAAUCAAUUUUCUAAUUGGUCAUGUGGCAAUCCGAAACUAGACCAAUAUUUAAAGAAAAAACAAAUAGAGGCCAUAGAUUAUUCAAUUAAUAUACCAGUAAAGUGGAUACCAUCUGAAGAAUUUGAGGAUAUCCAAUUGUUAAAAUGCGGUGGUGAAGGAAAGAUAUAUUCUAGCUACUGGAAUAAUGGUCCUUUGAAUCUUGGAAAGGAACGAGUUGCAUUAAAAUGUCUUCAUAGUUCCACUCACGAUGUUGACAAAUUUAUUAAAGAGCUUGACUUACAAGUGAGUUUAUGUCACACCAAUACACCACUUUGCUAUGGGGUAAGUCGAUUAUCAUUUUCAUCCACAAGUCCGUACGCCAUAGUGAUGGAAUACGCGGAAGAUGGUGAUUUAAAACAUUAUAUUCAGACUAACUUUAAAUCGAUAAGAUGGAGAGAAAAAUUGGAAUUGAUUGAACCAAAAUUACGUCCGAGUGCUGAUGAUUUACAUCAAACUUUUGAGAAAUGGUUAUUUGAUGAUCAAAAACAUGAAAAUUGGGAAAGGUUGGAAAUUGAAGGUGAUGAUUAUGAAAAUAUUGAAGUUGAAACGAAAAAUGAGAGAACAAGAAGUAUUUGUAUUUCUUUACCUGUCACUAGUCAAAUUAAUUUUGUAAUUCCGGAUAAUUUUAAAUGGGAAGACGAAGAUUCAGAAUAG